Messenger RNA from Psylliodes chrysocephalus, 1374 nucleotides. The record is from the annotation of a GenBank genome assembly. NCBI's taxonomy places the organism in Eukaryota, Metazoa, Arthropoda, Insecta, Coleoptera, Chrysomelidae.
AUGGCUACGAUUAUCGCAGCCCAAGAAAUUAGAAUCACGAGUCUGGAAUCCAACCCUGGAAUAUUACCCUAUAAAUUAGGAUAUGCUAAAUUACAAUCCACAUACCAUUCUUUUAUCCAUUAUUUUGAUUUAGACCCUAUCGAAACCGAACUUGUUAAAAUAAAUAAUCAAUUCGAAAAUAUAAUUUUAACAAUUGAAAAUAAAAAUGCGGUAUUCACAUCCGAACUUAAAAAUAACAUAAAUUCAAUCUCCUUUGAAAUAAAACAAUGCAAAGAAAAAUUAAAUUACCUUCAUUCUAAUAAGAGACUUAAAAGAGGAAUCUUAAACGGUCUAGGUACAAUAUUUAAAAGUAUUUCGGGAAACCUAGACGCCGAAGACGGCAAAAGAUACGACGACGCUAUUGUCUUAAUAAAUUCAAAUCAAAAAGAUAUAGCAAAUACACUAAAUAAACAGAUAUCCCUAACUACUAAAAUAAUCGAUGAUUACAACAAAAGUCUAUCUUUAAUAAAGCAAAACGAAAUACAAAUGGCUCAAAUAAUUAAUGAUCUUAAUAACGAACUAGAAAAAUUCGUAAACGACUUUUCCGGAUAUUUUUUAGCAAUAAACGCCUUAGACCAGAUACAUGCAGUUCUCAAAAUUUUAAAUGAAAUCUUAAAUAAUUUAGAAAACUCAAUAAUAUUUGCGAGAUUAAAAACAGUUCACUAUAGCAUUUUAAAAAUAGAAGAUUUAGAAUUUAUCAUAAAAUUGCUAUUAAAGUCAUAUUCAGAAAUAGACUCUUAUUAUUCUAACAAUCGGAUAGUAUUUGUGAUUCACUUUCCUAUAACCUAUCCAGAAAUAUAUUCUUACUUUCACCUCUAUUCAAUACCUACCCAAAAUAACUCUAUCCUUAUCCCCUCCAAAUCUUUUCUGGCAAUACAAGGAAAUAACUAUGAGUACGAGGACGAAGAAUGCAAAAAUCUGAACUCAUUAUAUUUUUGCACAAACAUGAAAUCUAUUGCCAAAGCUAAUGCAGAUGAUUGUAUCCACCAAAUAUUACAAUUGAAUAAUCAAGACUCUCCUGCAUGUGAACUUACUCCAAUCCAAAUCAGUUCUGAGGUAAUCGAACCAAUCAAUUCUGCCCACUAUAUUGCAGUAUUUCCUCGAGAAACCAAGAUCCAAAUCAGCUGUGCAAAGUCAGAUCUCGCAGUUUUAAAAGGAAAAUUUUGCACACACACACACACACAAACACACACACAUACACACACACACACACACACACACACACACACACACACACACACACACACACAUCAUCGCGAAAAUAGUCAGAACGGAUUCAGGGGACCUCAAAACGUAAAAAUCCGUCGAAAACUCGAGGAAAGUAAAAAUUUAUAA